Messenger RNA from Cyanidioschyzon merolae strain 10D, 1785 nucleotides. RefSeq names its product chroloplast chaperonin CPN60, precursor. The record is from RefSeq and is a predicted model, not a curated record. Lineage: Eukaryota; Rhodophyta; Bangiophyceae; Cyanidiales; Cyanidiaceae. Gene Ontology annotation, biological process: protein refolding. The transcript has a single exon. Gene Ontology annotation, molecular function: ATP binding; ATP-dependent protein folding chaperone. The coding region runs from base 1 to 1785 and encodes 594 amino acids.
AUGGUUCCAAUGCAGUGCAUGUUCGUCGCUAAUGGCUUCGUUGGAAGGUUUGAUGCGUCAGGUCGUCUGCAGAUGGGGCAGAAACUGUCAAGGAGGACGACGCCGGGGCGCUCUUCGGUGCUGUCUGUGAGUAUGGCUGCCAAGCAGGUGGUGUUCCACGAGGAGUCUCGUCGUCGGCUUGUUCGCGGUAUCAAUGCAGUUGCAGAUGCGGUACGCAUCACGUUGGGUCCAAAGGGGCGUAAUGUCGUUCUGGAGCGCUCGUACGGUGCACCUGAAGUCGUGAACGACGGGGUGACGAUCGCGCGAGAUAUUUCUCUUGAGGAUCCCACGGAGAACGUGGGUGCGCGCCUCCUUCAGGAGGUGGCGUCGAAGACGGAUCAGCGGGCCGGGGACGGAACCACAACCUCUACAGUGCUCGCUCAGUCUAUCAUUAACCAGGGUCUGAAGCUGGUUGAGUCUGGCGCGAACCCCAUUGCACUGAAGCGCGGUCUGGACAAGGCAGGCCAGCUGUUGCGCGCGGAGAUCCGCAAACUAGCAGUGCCGAUCAAGAGCCCCAAGGACAUUGAAGCAAUCGCGACGAUUGCAUCAGGCAAUAGCGAGGAGUUUGGGCGUAUCAUUGCGCAGGCUUUUGAGCGAGUUGGAGAGAACGGCAGCACGAUUGUGGAGGAGUCGCAAACGAUCACGGACGAUGUCGAGUUCUCCGAGGGCAUGGAGAUCGAUCGUGGUUACCUGUCGCCAUAUUUCGUGAAGGAGCAGGAUCGCCAGACUUGCACGCUAGAGAGGCCGCGAAUCCUGAUCACUGAUAUGAAAAUUUCGAACGUGAACGAAAUCAUUCCAAUUCUUGAGCAAUGCGUCAAAGACAAAGAGCCCCUGCUCAUUAUCGCCGACGAUGUAACGGGCGAGGCGCUCUCAACGCUGGUGGUCAAUAAGAUGCGCGGCGUUCUUGAUGUCUGUGCGAUCAAAGCGCCCGGGUUUGGUGACCGGCGCAAGGCGUACCUGCAGGACAUCGCUAUCGUGACUGGAGCCACAGUGGUUGCCGGUGAGCUUGGUAUGACGCUAGAGGGUGUCACUGAGAAGGACUUUGGCCGCGCUGAGCGUAUCGUCGUCGGCAAGGAGACGACGACAAUUAUCUCGGAUGGAUCCCAUGAGGCAGAGGUAAGAGAGCGCAUCAAGCAGAUUCGUAAGGAGCGAGAAGACGCUGACACCCAGUUCGACCGCGAAAAGUGCGAUGAGCGCAUUGCCCGUCUCAGCGGAGGUGUCGCUCGAAUUCGAGUGGGUGCCGCUACCGAGAGCGAGCUCAAAGACAAAAAGCUGCGGUACGAGGAUGCGAUUAAUAGCUGCCGAGCAGCGAUCGAGGAGGGUAUUGUUCCAGGCGGCGGGGCAACGCUCGUCUAUAUGAUGCAGAAGAUGGAUGAGAUCAAGGCCAAGGUCGGCGGCGACGAGGACACACAACUGGGAGUGGAGCUGCUGCGGCGGUCUCUCAAGUCACCACUUGUCCAGAUCGCGGAGAACUGCGGUCUUGAGGGAGAGGUCGUGCUCGGAAACGUGGCCGGGAAACCCUUUGGAUACGGAUACAAUGCAGCUACCGGAGAGUACGGCGACAUGAUCGAAAUGGGUAUCCUCGAUCCCGUGAAAGUGACAAACAGUGCGAUCGAAAACGCGAUAAGUGUGGCGGGCCUUGUGCUUACAACCGAGGCGCUGGUUGUAGAGAUUCCCGAAAAGAAGGACGACAAGAAAGGCGCCGACGAUGGCAUGGACGAUAUUCCAGGAGAAUCCUACUACUAG